Merops nubicus (carmine bee-eater) is the source of this 1506-nucleotide messenger RNA. RefSeq lists its product as uncharacterized. The transcript has a single exon. The record is from RefSeq and is a predicted model, not a curated record. Lineage: Eukaryota; Metazoa; Chordata; Aves; Coraciiformes; Meropidae. Gene Ontology annotation, cellular component: cytoplasm. The annotation marks the transcript as partial.
ACAUUCACCGGUAAUUUUGUCUACUAUAUUCAAUCUGUGCUCCCAGAUGACAUUGUAAAAACAGUACUGGAGAAAAUAGGUUACACUGCAACAACAGCAACAGAGUUUUCACUUGUCAAAAAGAGAAACUAUGAGGAAACAAAGCAGACUGCAUUUGAAAUAUUCCUGGCAAGAAUCGAGUGUGAAACCAUCCUCGAAAUGACAGAUAAAGAAAAACAUGGCAAUUUGGAGAAGACCCUACAGAAGAGAACACAAACACACCAGCAUCAUGGAGAUAAAGACAGAGCAGAUCAGACACAUCAGAGAGAAGACACUGAAAAUCUAGAAAAUAGAGAAAACUGUGAGCUAUCUUUGUGCCUUGCUACUCAACAGAAGUCUUCUACUGAUAGUGAUGUAUCCUCUGAAGCUUCGGGGAGCCCGCAGAUGAAGGACGUGGUGCCUCAGUUAGCAGCUGCUCCGUCCACUGACAGGCCUCAGGAACACCAAAGGCAGGUCACUAACACCGUCCAUGGUCCGGGCAAAGGCUCAGACAGCGAGGACUUCUUGAUCAAAUAUAGUGACAUUGUCAUAAGACAAACACCUAUUUUCAGUGAGAAUCUUUCUCCAAAAGCUUUUGAAAAAAGGCCAAGGGCCAGUCUAAGUGAAGAAUGUGUUUUGGCAGCCACUGCAGAGUCAGCUGCAGGUGAGAUCAGGCCUGUGCCGCUCUCACCGGGAGCAAGCGGUCCGCCAGCCUUUGCAGUGUUUGCUGACAGCUCUUGUGACAGCCAACCCACUUUGGAGUACAAAGCUCAAGUAGUCCCUGAAGAAUCAAUUGAAGCAGAAAUUAAUGAUGCCAUGAAUUGCAUAGACCCAGACCCUGGAGAUGAACCCAAUGAGCUGAAGUCUCUGCCGUACGAGGAUGUUACACUGGCCCAAAACUGUAGCAUCCCCAGGGAAGAGGAUGUCUGUGAGCUGUCUUUAACCUUCACAGAACUCCAGAUGCAGGACACACAGGAAGACCUUAUGUAUCCAGUGGAGGAAACUGGCCAACCUGAGUCAGUAUUGUACCCAAGUACCAGCGACAGGCAUGUAAGAGAAUUUAAUCACUCCAAAAUAAAGCACACCUAUCUGAGUAACGCUCAGAUGCACAACAGAGCAGCUGCACAGAUUGAGUCAUCUUCAGAUCUGUGCUGUACUGCUGGGAACAUGGAGGAUCCUACUGCUGGUUCUGAUAGCAAGAGACUAUUGAUGGAUACUCCUGAGGCACCUACAGCUGCCGAUUGCUUCAGGCACGUCAGAGAGCCUCCUAACCUCACCUACAUCCCUCCAGAGAGUAUGGACGUUCAGCCUCCCCGCGCGGGACGCCCCAGCGCGCGGCGCAGGAGGAGCCUCCUGCAGCCCGGACGGGACUGCCCCACACCCAGCCACCUAAAGCUGGAGAGCUGUAAGCCCAAGGUACACGACAUCCAGGAGCCUUAUGUCAUUAUUGACAAAACUGACCAGGGAAUGUUAUGCCAUCACACUUGA